AUGUCUGACGGGCAGUUCGGGCUCGAGCGGUCGCGGUCGCGGCCAGCGCAAUCGAUCGCCUGGCCCGGCGCUGCCAUGUACGCGUGCUGCGCCGCCGCCCUGCAACGGCUCACCGCGCUCCUCGGGUGGGCGGCGCUCGCCCUCGCGUCGCUCUGGUGGGGACUGCCGGCGCCGCUGGUGUGCACCGCCAUUUGGCUGCUGCUGCGGCCUCUCGCCUCUGCCGCAUUGGCUGCCGGCGCCAGCGAGGCGAUCCCUCCCUGGCUCAGCGAUCCGUGGGGCCUGUGCGCCCACGCCUUCUGCCACGUGCACGGCGUCCGCAUCUACGACGCCGCCGACGCGCCUCCGCGGCUGCUGCUCCCGGGGGUGCUGCACUUUAGAGGCGCUGUCCUGAUGAACCACCGCUCGUGGGGCGACUUCGCGGUCGAUCCGGCGCAGGCCCACGCGGUGGUCAUCGCGCGCACCGCCGCCAUCGCCGCCACAAUGCUGAGCGGCCUGCUCGGCGUUUGCGCCGGCCGCGUGCUCGCCAUCUCGAGGAGCGACACGCCGUGCUGGGCAAAGACGGCGCGCGAGGACCUCGCGCGGCGCUGCCGGAGUCACAAGCGGUACCUGCUCUACCCGGAGGGGACGCGGCGCGCCUUUGACGCCAACGCGGACGAGCCGGUGCCGCUCCGCGUGGGCGGGCUCAAGAAUGUGUACGAGUCUGGCGACGCGGCGCUGGUCGUCAUCACUGUGGGGAAGGAGAAGAUCAUGGACGAGCGGAGAGGGCGCGUCUCCUUCUCGAGUCGGCUGUACCGCGCCACCUCGGAGCCGCUGCACCCGUCCGACCACAGCACGCUCGACUCCUUCCUCUCCGCCGUCGACGACGCGUGGAGGGACGCCUGGAGGAGGGCGUACCAGCUGAGGCACGACCACCUCGAGCACGAGUGGUCCGAGGCGCCGCUGCGCAGGGAGGUGAGGACCGCGCCGAGCGAGAGCUUGACGCGUUGCCACUCGUCGGAGCAGCUUCGGCCGCAGCCCUCAUGCUGA
Emiliania huxleyi CCMP1516 is the source of this 1026-nucleotide messenger RNA. RefSeq lists its product as hypothetical. The transcript has 2 exons. The record is from RefSeq and is a predicted model, not a curated record. Lineage: Eukaryota; Haptophyta; Isochrysidales; Noelaerhabdaceae. The coding region runs from base 1 to 1026 and encodes 341 amino acids.